AUGACUGUAACUUUAUUGCCAACACAAGGACACGAAGACCAAAACACAGCAUCCGAGCAUCAGGCUUCGAAAACCAAGAUCAUUUUCAUAUCGCUCCUUUUCGUAGCAUCAUUAGCUUCGUUCGUCCUACAAACGGAACUUACGUCGCAUGUGUUCCAGCUCGGGUUUAAUGAACCGGUGGUUAUGCUAUUGGUUACACAUGGGGCAUGGUGGAUAUUGUGGCCAACUCAGGUGCUUCUAAUAUCGAUAUGGAGAACGGGCAACAAAAUCCAACUGCAGAGCAGAAAUAGAGAUGGAGGUAAUUCCCGUUACCAAAGAUUAGAUUCCAACUCACAGUUGUUGGAUAAUGGAGAUAUUCCUACACGUACCGGUGACCAUGGAUCGUUUGAGUUUUUGAAAUAUUUCAGGAAAACCAUUGUCAGACAGGUGCGUAAUGUCUACCAUACGUCAAUUUUGAUCUACGAAGCUAAUGUCAAUGAUGAUACGUCCACGUAUAAUUGUCACAAGCUUAUUGACCAGAAUCCGCGUAUUUCGAGUUCUAGCUCGUUGAUCGAAUGUUUUAAGACUUUUGUGUCUACUGAGUCCUUUAAGUACAUUUUUGUGAAGAGUGCUAUAAUUACCGUGAUUUUGACGGUUGCGGGAGGAUCAUGGUUCGUUGCCAUGGCUAUGACUUAUGCCUCUGAUGUGACUGCGAUUUAUAAUUGUUCUGCGUUCACUGCUUAUGCUUUCGCCAUCCCUAUAUUGCACGAAAAACUCUCGUGGUUAAAGGCAAGUUCGGUCGUGGCAGCAGUUGCGGGAGUCUUCAUUGUUGCUUAUUCCGACGACGGGUCGUCAGAUGCUCCAGACGGUUCCAAAGGUGAAGAACUAUAUCCUAACAGACUCUGGGGUAAUUUGAUUAUUUUUAUCGGUGCCAUCUUGUAUGGGUAUUACGAGGUUUUAUAUAAGAAAUUCACUUGUAUUCCCCCACAUUUGGUCAAAAUCAUUACUCCCCGUCGUCAAUUAACCUUUGCAAACUUUAUCAUGAGUUUAUUUGGUGUAUUCACGGCCAUAAUAUUGGUAAUCGUGAUCGUUUUCGGUGAAAUUUUCCAUAUCCACAGCUUUAACUUCUUUGAUUACGGCAAAAAUACUACAAAAAUCUGGAUUUUUAUCUGUGGAUCAUCUAUCGCUAAUAUCUUAUUUAGUGCGCUGUUUUUAUCUCUUAUGGCACUCACUAACCCAGUUUUGUCUUCCGUUAGUUCGUUAUUGACAAUUUUCUUAAUCGGAAUCGUCGAAUGGUUUCUUUUUGGUAACAAAUUGAGUUUCCAACAAUUACUUGGAGAUUGCUUCGUUAUCAUUGGAUUUAUUAUGUUAACAACUGCUUCAUGGAAAGAAAUUAGUGAAGGUAAUGACGAUGAUGACGUCGAAAACGUUAGUACCUUAUCAUUCGCUCUUAGUACGGAAGGCUAA
Debaryomyces hansenii CBS767 is the source of this 1446-nucleotide messenger RNA. Its product is annotated as mannosylinositol phosphorylceramide synthase regulatory subunit. Bases 1 to 1446 code for a protein of 481 amino acids. The transcript has a single exon. The record is from RefSeq and is a predicted model, not a curated record. Lineage: Eukaryota; Fungi; Ascomycota; Pichiomycetes; Serinales; Debaryomycetaceae.